Suillus subalutaceus is the source of this 1797-nucleotide messenger RNA. RefSeq names its product ARM repeat-containing protein. Gene Ontology annotation, biological process: post-transcriptional regulation of gene expression. Lineage: Eukaryota; Fungi; Basidiomycota; Agaricomycetes; Boletales; Suillaceae. The transcript has 11 exons. Gene Ontology annotation, molecular function: mRNA 3'-UTR binding. The coding region runs from base 1 to 1797 and encodes 598 amino acids. The record is from RefSeq and is a predicted model, not a curated record. Gene Ontology annotation, cellular component: cytoplasm.
AUGAACUUCUUUGUCCCGGGUAACGGGAGUGAAGAUGUCUUCGGUCCUGUUGGCCUUGUCGGUAUGCCUCGCAAAAGAGACAUUGGUGCGAUCGGCGACGGUAGGAAAAAACAGAGCCCCGAUUUUGACGAUAGUCAUGUCGAGCAGCUCUUACGCGCUCUUAAUCUGAACUCUCCCGCUCUUUAUGCUCAGCAGCCUUCUCGUCCACAAAUUUCCGACUCCAAGAAUGUAUCGACCGGCUCUCCGGAUUUUUCUCCGAGCUCUACUGUAUCUGCGCUCCUUACGCCUACAGAUCUUUCUCCUGCGAAAACUUCUUUUGACUUGAAGAUCAGUCCACCUCAUGAACUAGCUCCUUCGCACUCUACUUUGUCUCCUUCAUCCCUUCUGUUUGACCACGGCUCGCCCUUGAGGGCGCACGAUUUUAUGUCUCAUAAUGUACACCAGCGUUUUUCUAGCGUUCCUUCUUCGAACCUUCUGCCUCCUAGCCCAUUACCUUAUUUUGAGCAGUCUUCUGAGAAUUCUUCCCCAUCUUUGGGCUCCCAGCAGUUUUAUGAUAGUGCUUUCGCCCAUCUAAGCCAUCCAGAACUAUCAAGAGGUUCUUGGCGGCAACCGCAGCAGCUGUCCGCCCCUCCCGAAUGGUUGAGGAUUGAGGAGAAGCUCGGCGGCGACUAUCCCUCCGGCGUCGCGGUCGGGGAAGAUUCUCUUAGGACCUCGCCAUCUCAGCCGUCGUUCCCACCUCGUCAAAACGGAGUUCAUGCUCACGAGCCGAUCAACUUCCUUUCGCUUUUGCAUCCGUCAUCGUCUCCCCCAUACAACGUAUUUGUGGCGCGCAUCAUAAAAUCAUCUGACCAGCAGGCUUCUAUCUUUCUGCAACAGAAGCUCAAGGUUGCUGAUCUUGAGGAACGCCACAAGAUUGUGGAUGCUAUCUGCGCGCGUGGUUUUGAGAUGAUGUCACACCGUUUCGGUAACUGGGCAGUCCAAAGAUGUCUUGAAGCUGCGGCGACCCCCGAAGAAAGGAGGAAGAUAGUCAAUUGCAUGAGGGGGCGGGUCGUGGAUCUUGCAACCAACUGUUACGGAUGCCACGUCCUCCAAAAGGCACUUGAUUGCGAGGAGGAUAUUCGCCUCCUGAUCGUUUCCGAGCUUCUCCUCGGGGACCCUGCAUUGACUUUGGUGAACAAGCACGCAUCUCAUGUCUGGAGCAAGAUCAUGGAAUUGACAUGGACGGCCCCCGCGCCCCCGAUUUUCGCAUUCGUCAACAAGUCCCUGAAAGGGAAAUGGGCGUCUCUCGCUUGCCAUGAAACAGGAUCCCUCGUUGUCCAGCACGCAUUUGAGAACCUCGAAGAGUCCGCUAAGGACGGCAUCAUUGAUGAGCUGCUCAAUCAAGGACCUACUGUGUUCGGUGAGAUUGCAAAGAACCAGUGGGGUUCGUAUUGCAUUCAACACAUUCUAGAGCACGGGUCUCCGAAACACCGUCAAAUGUGCCUAGACCAUAUCAUGUCUGACCUCCUGGAUUAUGCCACAAACGAACAGGGAUACAAGUCUGUUACGAAGGCUCUCAAGGAAACGGGCCCCGAAACUCUAGACAGGAUUGUGAAGCGGAUGUGUGAACCUGCGAAGGGCGGCCGUCGAGCGAUGAUCGUGGACCUGGCGUUGUCGGUCACUGGUAGUCAAUUGAUCGCUAGCACGUUGCCUCAGGCGGACAAGGACCAGCGCACCAUGCUCUAUGACUGCAUUCGCGGCCAUAUCGUCACCCUGCGCGGCUGUAAGACAGGGUCUAAGGUCAUCUGGCUCUUGUAA